This is a messenger RNA of Colletotrichum navitas, 1305 nucleotides long. RefSeq names its product Spc24 subunit of Ndc80-domain-containing protein. NCBI's taxonomy places the organism in Eukaryota, Fungi, Ascomycota, Sordariomycetes, Glomerellales, Glomerellaceae. Gene Ontology annotation, cellular component: Ndc80 complex. Gene Ontology annotation, molecular function: microtubule binding. The transcript is spliced from 3 exons. The record is from RefSeq and is a predicted model, not a curated record. Bases 391 to 996 code for a protein of 201 amino acids. Gene Ontology annotation, biological process: chromosome segregation.
GCGCCUGGCUGGGGUGGGUCCCGCGGUUCCGCGGGCUGCUGAAUGACAGCGAAUCCGCAGGGGGGGUGUUUAGGUAAGACAAGGCACCUAUAUCUAGUGUAGUCAGCCGAUUGUCGUCCCGGUGACAGCGGGUGGCACCCCCACCCGAUAAGCAGCUUUUUGUUUGGUUCCGCGUCCGGUUUGGGGGGGGGGGGCCAAUGGCUCUUUUCCCGAUGUUUCUGGUCCCAUCCUACACCACAAGUCAAAUCAAACCAAGACUUCUCGCGAAUUUACAAAAGAGACACGACUCGACUCCAACGAACCGACGCAACCGACCGGCGAGCUCCACCGUGAAAACAAAAAAGACCCAAACUCUCCUACAACGACACCGAAAAAGGGAAAUCAGCCAAGAUGCUUCUAGCAGAGGAGCCCGCGACGCUCAUCCGCCACACAAUCGACAACUUCAACAUCCAACCGGACAAGCAGGCCGUCGCGCGCAUCAAUGAGUCCCUCUCGACCCUCCAGCAGGCCCGCGAGCUGCGCCUCCGCGAGGCCGAAAAUGCACUCAAGAAACUCUCGCGCCAGCUCAACACGAUGUCGUCCCAGCACGCCGAGCUCACGUCGCAGCACUCGUCGACGGCGCACGCAUCCGAGAUCGCCCGCCUCGACACGACGAAGUUCCGCACCGCCAAGGCCGCCUCGGACGCCGAGAUGGAGGCCGAGCGGCUCGCCCAGCAGGCCGCCGACCUCGCCGCGCGGCUGCAGGAGCUCGAAAUCCAGGGGCUCGACGGCUCCGCCGACGACCAGGCCCGCCGCCGCGACCCCGUCGACGACGAGGUCCUCCUCCGCCUCAAGGUCUACCGCAGCCUCGGCAUCGAGAUCGAGCGCGACGGCCGCGACGGCGAGUUCAGCCGUGCCGUCGUCCGCAACGACCGCAAGGGCGACGUCCACGUCGUCAACAUGGACAAGAAGUUUUCAAAGUUCUUUUACGCAAACUACUUUUGGCAGACGCUGUAGGCCGGUGUAUGAGAGAGGGAGAUAGAGAGAGAUAGAGAGAGAGAGAGAGUGUGUGUGUGUGUGAGUGUGGAAAAGAAAACAGGGGGGGCAGCGUGCCGUGCAUGAUUAUGCUUUUAUUGUAGUCUUAUUUGGGGAUAACGAUGGCGUUUGGGUAAAGGGGUCAUGAUGGGAUACCACGUCUGCGAGACACGAGACACUUGUUCAUUUUCUUCACCUAAAAUAUUUGAUUCGCUUCAUCAAGCGAACCGUCCAUUCUGCUACACGAGUCACAGUCAUCAUCACAGUGCAAUCGGGGGCCAAGCGGGUUCG